AUGGUCAACUCUUGUUGUGGUUCCAUCUGCUCUGACCAGGGCUGUGGCCAAGAGACCUGCUGCCGCCCCACCUGCUGCCAGACCACCUGCUGCAGGACCACCUGCUGCCGCCCCAGCUGCUGUGUGUCCAGCUGCUGCAGGCCCAGCUGCUGUGGAUCUAGCUGCUGCGGUUCCACCUGCUGUCGCCCCUCUUGCUGUGGUUCUAGCUGCUGCCGCCCCACCUGCUGCCAGACCACCUGCUGCAGGACCACCUGCUGCCGCCCCAGCUGCUGUGUGUCCAGCUGCUGCAGGCCCAGCUGCUGUGGAUCCAGCUGCUGUGGUUCCAGCUGCUGCCGCCCCAGUUGCUGUGGUUCUAGCUGCUGCCGACCCUCUUGCUGUGGUUCUAGCUGCUGCCGCCCCACCUGCUGCCAGACCACUUGCUAUAGAACAACGUGCUGCCGCCCCAGCUGCUGUGGUGGUUCUUGUUGCUGA
This is a messenger RNA of Galeopterus variegatus (Sunda flying lemur), 471 nucleotides long. RefSeq names its product keratin-associated protein 4-4-like. Gene Ontology annotation, cellular component: keratin filament. The transcript has a single exon. The record is from RefSeq and is a predicted model, not a curated record. NCBI's taxonomy places the organism in Eukaryota, Metazoa, Chordata, Mammalia, Dermoptera, Cynocephalidae. The coding region runs from base 1 to 471 and encodes 156 amino acids.